Messenger RNA from Sporothrix brasiliensis 5110, 1248 nucleotides. Its product is annotated as glutamate--cysteine ligase regulatory subunit. The coding region runs from base 1 to 1248 and encodes 415 amino acids. Lineage: Eukaryota; Fungi; Ascomycota; Sordariomycetes; Ophiostomatales; Ophiostomataceae. The transcript is spliced from 2 exons. Gene Ontology annotation, biological process: glutathione biosynthetic process. Gene Ontology annotation, cellular component: glutamate-cysteine ligase complex. Gene Ontology annotation, molecular function: glutamate-cysteine ligase catalytic subunit binding; enzyme regulator activity. The record is from RefSeq and is a predicted model, not a curated record.
AUGACGAAGCUCAUUCUUUCGACGAGCAACAUCGUCUCUGGCGGCCCAUCGAUUGUUCGCACGCCGGGCGCGUUCCGGUCCAACCUUGAGUUGACCAGUUCCCUGCGCAGCAAUUUCCAGACUGCGCAGCAGGAGAGCCGAGAGGAGGCGGCGUACAAUGCCCGCAACGGUGGUCUGGCGGACGCCGCAACCGGCACGAAUGGCAUAAACGGCCAUGCGAUAUGGAGUGCAACAGCCUCGGCAGGACAUGCAAAGGGCCAUGCAAACGGCGACGUAACCGGCAACGCAAACGGAACAGCACAAACGAAUGGAGUCCAUGUCAACGGCGUCAACGGCGUCCAUGGCGUCAACGGCGUGAGCAGCACACAUGGACACGGCUGCGGCCAGCGGCGCCCGCCACUGGCCGCCUGGACACAGCGCGAGGACACCACGCUGUACAUCCCGCGCAUCGACUACCCACCCGCCGGCGAGUCGGCCACCACGCUCACAACAACGGCGGACGCCGAGGGCAGCAGCAUCACGAGCGGCGGCAGCACGGGCAGCAGCAGCGGUGGCCUCCAGGAAGAGGCGGCGCAGUACAACACCACCGUCAAGCUGUUCUUCCUGCCUGGCGCGGCCUCGGUCGACGUCACCUCCCGCGCGCAGUAUGUCGACGAGGCCCUGGCGCUCGUGUUCCGCGAGCUCGGCGUCGCCAGCGUCGACCUGCUGAUCUUGUCGUUCCCCGGCAUGUCCUUUGAGGGCGACUGCGAGUGGGCGGCCGACAAGAUCAACGCCACCCAGGGCGACGACGACGCCGAAGCCGCCACAUGGGCCGCCUCGGCCGAGACGCUGUUCAAGGCCGGCAAAGUGCGCCGGCUGGGCGUGGCCGAGUUUGGCAGCACGAAGCUCGAGCGGUUUGUCGCCCGUGUGGGCGUGCCGCCGUCGGUCGACCAGAUCAACGUCCACAACUGCUGCAACGUGCCGCCGCCGCUGGCGGCGCUGGCCAAGGCCAAGGGGAUCGAGCUGCUGGUGCACACAGACUGCACGGAUGUGCUGCCACCAGGGACGCUGCGGGAGCUGCUGGGUCCCCGGGGUGCGGGCGUCCUGGCUGACGAGGGCGAUGCUGCCACCAAUACGGCGGCGCCCACGGACGCCCUGCGCGGCGACCUCACGCCGUUGUGGGUCGUCAAGUACACGGCCGUUGUGCGCGACCGUGGUGUGAUUGAGAACAAGGGCUACUUUGCUGGCGCGCUCCUGCACGAUGAGUAA